GGUCGCAUAUCUGCUUGUGCUUCAGCUUCUGAUUCUCAUCAACACUUCCUGCCACAAUGGAGAACAUUAUCGACAAGUUUGAGUCCGUUCUCGGUGUCGGCCCCCAUCAUGGAAAAUCAGUCUUGCUUCUCGGCGCUGGUUUCGUCACCCGCCCAACUGCUGAGAUCCUCGGGAACUCCGGCGUCAAGGUUGUUGUAGCCUGCCGUACGCUGGAACGUGCGAAGGGUCUCGCCAGUGGUAUCAAGAAUGCCGUGGCCAUCAGCCUCGACGUCAACAAUGCCGCUGCGCUCGACGCCGAAGUAGAGAAGGUCGACUGCGUCAUCAGCUUGAUCCCCUAUACAUACCACGCCACCGUCAUCAAGUCCGCCAUCCGCAAGAAGAAGAAUGUGGUCACAACCUCCUACGUCUCGCCCGCGAUGAUGGAACUCGACAAGGAGGCCAAGGAGGCCGGCAUAACGGUCAUGAAUGAGAUUGGUCUCGAUCCCGGAAUCGAUCACCUUUCUGCUGUCUUGACCAUCGACGAGGUGCACAAGGCCGGCGGCAAGAUUCUCUCCUUCCUGUCCUACUGUGGUGGUCUGCCGGCUCCCGAGGACUCCGACAACCCGCUUGGAUACAAGUUCUCGUGGAGCUCGCGCGGUGUGCUUCUCGCACUAAGGAACGCAGCCAAGUUUUACAAGGACGGCAAGGUCGUCGAGGUUGAGGGACCCGAACUCAUGGCCGAGGCGAAGCCUUACUUCAUCUACCCCGGCUACGCUUUCGUUGCAUACCCCAACCGUGACUCCACCCCGUACAAAGAGCGCUACAACAUCCCCGAGGCCCAGACCAUCAUCCGCGGCACCCUCCGCUACCAGGGUUUCCCCGAGUACAUCAAGGCCCUCGUGGACAUUGGUUUCCUCUCCGAAGAGCCCAAGGACUUCCUUAAGGAAGGCGAGAAGCGUACCUGGAAGGACGCCACGGCGAAGAUUGUCGGCGCCACCAGCGACAAGGAAGAAGACAUCGUCUGGGCCAUCAGCUCGCGCACCAAGUUCAAGGACAACGACGAGAAGAACCGCAUCCUGGACGGCCUCCGCUGGAUCGGCCUCUUCUCCGACCAACCCAUCAUUCCCCGCGGCAACCCGCUCGAUACCCUGUGCGCGACGCUCGAGGAGAAGAUGCAGUACCAGGAGGGCGAACGUGACUUUGUCAUGCUGCAGCACAAGUUCCUCAUUGAGAACAAGGACGGCAGCAGGGAGACGAGGACGUCGACGCUGGCCGAGUAUGGUGACCCCAAGGGAUACAGUGCCAUGGCCAAGUUGGUCGGUGUCCCGUGUGCGGUUGCUGUGCAGCAGGUGCUUGAUGGCACCAUCAGUGAGAAGGGCAUCCUGGCUCCGAUGUCGCCUGAGAUUUGCAGGCCGUUGAUGAAGACGCUUACGGAGAAGUACGGCAUUCAGUUCAAGGAGAAGACGAUCAAAUAAGCAAUGAGCGUUUGAGGCGGCAAAAAAGACCGUUCGACAGGAAAAAAGACGCAUAUAGACAAAAGCCCCAGAUAUCAUGAAUUGGACCGGGCGUUCCGCCAUACAUCCCAAAAUCG
Messenger RNA from Westerdykella ornata, 1570 nucleotides. RefSeq names its product saccharopine dehydrogenase-like protein. The coding region runs from base 57 to 1454 and encodes 465 amino acids. The record is from RefSeq and is a predicted model, not a curated record. Gene Ontology annotation, molecular function: saccharopine dehydrogenase activity. Gene Ontology annotation, cellular component: cytoplasm. Lineage: Eukaryota; Fungi; Ascomycota; Dothideomycetes; Pleosporales; Sporormiaceae. The transcript has 5 exons.